Molecule: messenger RNA, 595 nt
Organism: Magallana angulata
Lineage: Eukaryota; Metazoa; Mollusca; Bivalvia; Ostreida; Ostreidae
Exons: 5
Coding region: 59-538 (159 amino acids)
Source: RefSeq, a predicted model, not a curated record
CUGUAGUAAUAUUCCAUUCGGUUGCCUUCAAUGACACAAAUGGGCUGACUUAAAGAAAAUGUUACACCUCCUCUUCGCUGUCACCCUGCUAUUUGUGGAAACUUCCGGUUUGUUUCUAACGAACGACAGACCUCAUCAUGCGUCGUGCAAGGUUGAAUGGGAUUUUGGGUUACAAUGUGAUGAAGUGCGAGCAAGGUUACGAUCUCAGAUUAUACAGUGGUCCACACAACACAGUUGCCAUGACGACCGAUGUAAAUACGAGUUGUUGUUAGAAGAUGUUGAUACUCUUCGGGCAAAGCACACUGCGACUUCAUUUCACUACAUCAACGACAUAGAGUGCACUUUUAUCAACGGGACAAACGAUUGUAAAGUCCAUGGUUUUUCAAGUGCUGAAGAUCCAUUAGCUUACUUUGAUGGCAGCACUAAUUACUGUGGCAUGCACUUGCUCAUCACAGGCUCGUCCUUGGACAAGGAUACUGGAUACAAUGAAGUCUCCUCGGAUAAAAUAUGUACUCAGUAUUCUGAAGCUAAUUGUUAAUAUAACCGCUUCACAUUCCUGUCUUAAACAAAAUAAAGGCAAAUUUUCUAUAUAUAA